CCGUCAUUAAUAACGAAUUAUCUAUAUUAUAUACAUAAAUUUGUGCAUAAUAUUUACGAAUAAACGAAAAUUUCGAAUUGUUCCAAUGUUGAGAACUAUAACAAUUGUUCAAAAUUGUAUUGUGUUACAUUGGUUGUGUUCCUAAUAAUGUGAUUGGUGAAAAUAGUUUUUCAGUUAUUUAUUUAAAUUGAAAACAUUUUUUAUAAAAUUUAUGUGGUUUUUUUAAAGUUUAAAUUUUUUGUGUUUUGUUUUUCAUAUGGUUAUUUCAAACUGAAGAGAAAUGGCUACAGCAACAAGAUUAUUACAUCCACAUAAAACACAUCAUUUAUACAGCAUCACAAGAAAUAUACUAUUUAGUAUAAUAAUAUUUUCAUCAAUUACAUGGGCCCUACCGCCAUCAAUUAUAUCCAAUCCCACAUCUACAUCGUCCUCCGCAUCUGUUGAAGAUGUCCACGUAGAAUGUACAAGUUCACAUAUGAUAAUUCAUAUACGCACUGGUGGUGAUUAUGGUACUUUUAAUUCAGAGGAACAAACAUCUGAUGAUACAAAUUCAUUAUUAUAUGAUUAUCAACAAAAUGUAUUUAAUGGUUUAGUAUAUCCAAAAGGUUUAUCACGAAAUUCAACAUGUAUGACGGAAUAUAUUCAUCAAAAGGAUCCAAUCGUUUAUCGAUUACCAUUGCGAUCCUGUAAUACAAUGAGUUCACAAAUGGAUGACGGAAGUGUUGAAUAUUUUAACACAAUUGUAGUUCAACCACAUCUAAAACUUGUAACGAAUCAAGGACGUGACUUCAUUGUUCGCUGUAAAGAUAACAAUCCUGAAAAAAUAAUUGUUUUUAAUGAACCUUUCAACACAGGAAAAGAACCGAAACCAUUACCAUCAAUCUCUGAACUACCAAGAGCGACAAUGAAAAUAUUCUACGGUGAUCCGAAUCAAAAUGAAAUUGCAGCAAAUGUGAAAAUUGGUGAUCCACUAUCGAUUGUAGUGGCUCUUGAAAAACAAAAUGAUUUUGGUAUAAAAGUAUCGGAUUGUUUGGUAAAAGAUGGUCUGGGAUGGGGUGAACAACGUUUAAUCAAUACAGAUGGAUGUCCAGUCGAUGGUGAAAUCAUGGGAAUGUUCUCAUAUAAUGAAGAUCGAACUCGUGCUGAAGUACAUUUUCAAGCACACAAAUUUCCAUACACGAAAAGUGUAUACUACCAAUGUAAUGUGAAACUUUGCUUAAAGAUUGAUGGAAAAUGCGAGAAAAUAACGCCUCCAAAUUGUGCAAAAAAUCGUGGCCGACGUCAAGCGAAGGAUGCAAAUGAUGGUGGUGUACCAGCAACGAUUGAAGUAUUUAGCGGAUUAUACGUAAAUGAAGCAAACGAUUUAAGCAAAAUUGAUCCCUACGAAGAUGAUGUUAUUGCUCGAAAGAAUCCAGAAGACAGUAUAUGCGUUUCGCAAAGAACGUUUGCAAUCGCAAUAUCCGUAGCUGGAUUAAUACUUAUGCUUUGUGUUGUUCUUGCCAUAAUUAUACUUUUAGCGCGUCGUCGAACAAAGAAGGUAUCUUCAGUACCAGGAAGCUCGAUCUACAGUGGUCCAUACACGAACACUGCUUAUAGCCAUACUAGUUAAGUUUAAUAAAUUAGAUCCAUUAAAUAUUAAUACGAAAUUAAUUUUUUGAAACAGCAACGUAAUCGA
This is a messenger RNA of Chrysoperla carnea, 1675 nucleotides long. RefSeq lists its product as uncharacterized. Bases 281 to 1609 code for a protein of 442 amino acids. Lineage: Eukaryota; Metazoa; Arthropoda; Insecta; Neuroptera; Chrysopidae. The transcript has 8 exons. The record is from RefSeq and is a predicted model, not a curated record.